AUGACGGCCCUCACUUUACUAACGUGCAACCUGUGUGAGCCUGCCCUCAGAGACCGUGGGCCACGGGAACUGUGUGAGCCUGCCCUCAGAGACCGUGGGCCACGGGAACUGUGUGAGCCUGCCCUCAGAGACCGUGGGCCACGGGAACUGUGUGAGCCUGCCCUCAGAGACCGUGGGCCACGGGAACUGUGUGAGCCUGCCCUCAGAGACCGUGGGCCACGGGAACUGUGUGAGCCUGCCCUCAGAGACUGUGGACCACGGGAACAGCAGAUGAUGAGGGCACCCUGCUCUCCACCCUGCCCCUUCCAGCCUCCUGGUGCUUGGUCUCCUGAUCAGAGAAGCUUGGCUGGCUCCCGUCACCCUCCUUCCCUGCUGGCCUUGCUGAGAUGUGCCCUGGGCAGGGAACUGGGAGGGAAGGAGCCUUCUCACAUGAUCCAGCUUAAUCCUCCUUCUCCUUUCCCGAAGCGCGAGCUGCAGCACGAGCACAGCCGAAAUGCGGACGCGCGGGGGUCUGAGGUGCGCAAGAAGGGCUUUGCUGCUCACCGCCCUCUGGGCCACCGCACUGCUGUCUGCCCCAGGUGCCUCCCUGCCCCGGCGACCCCCACGGGCCACAGCCCACCCUUCCAGAUUUCUAAGGAAUCUUUCUUCGUGGGCUUGGAAUGUGUGAACCGGCAUCCUUCAAACUUCACCUACUUUUCCUUCCCAGGAAAUACUACCCAAUGUGUUAUUUCUCCAUCCUCGGAGUUCCCUGAAGGUUUUUUCACAAAGCAGGAACAAGCAGAGGGCGGCCUUGUCAUCUACUUUCUAAUUAUCCUCUACAUGUUCAUGGCUGUGUCUAUUGUCUGUGACGACUACUUCCUACCUUCCCUGGAAAUCAUCAGUGAAACCCCCACCCUCACUGAAACACCAGGCAUUCUGCUCCCAUUGCCUGCUGCGGAGCAGUGCCCUCAGGCUCUCAAACAGCCCCGCAGAGAGGAGGGGGCACUCAGCACAUACGUGAUUAAUCAAAAAGUUAAAAUCAGCGAUGUUGCAGGAGCAACCUUUAUGGCAGCAGGCAGUUCAGCUCCUGAAUUAGUUACUGCUUUCCUAGGUGUAUUUGUCACCAAGGGAGAUAUUGGCAUUAGCACCAUUCUCGGAUCUGCAAUUUAUAAUCUCCUUGGCAUCUGUGCAGCCUGUGGCUUGCUAUCUAACAUGGUCUCCACGCUGUCUUGCUGGCCCCUGUUCAGAGACUGUGCGGCAUAUACGGUUAGCACAGCAGCAGUCCUUGGCGUGAUAUUUGACAAUCAAGUUUACUGGUAUGAAGGAACUUUACUGCUUCUGCUAUAUGGGUUAUAUGUUUUGGUGCUGUGUUUUGACAUUAAAAUCAACCGAUAUAUCAUAAAGAAAUGCAGUCCUUGCUGCACCUGUCUUGCCAAAGCUAUGGAGGAAGGAGCCGAACAACAGCCACUGAUGGGAUGGGAGGAUGAGGGCCAACCAUUCAUUCGUCCGCAGUCAAGAACUGACAGUGGAAUAUUUCAGGAAGAUUCUGGCUACUCCCAGCUUUCUUUAAGUUUACAUGGUCUUAGUGAGGUUUCUGAAGAUCCACCAAGUGUUUUCAACAUGCCUGAAGCAGACUUAAAAAGAAUUUUUUGGGUAUUAUCCCUUCCCAUUAUUACAUUACUUUUUCUAACCACACCAGACUGUAGAAGAAAGGUUUGGAAAAACUAUUUUGUGAUAACGUUUUUCAUGUCUGCGUUAUGGAUAUCUGCAUUUACAUACAUUCUGGUUUGGAUGGUCACAAUAACUGGGGAAGCACUAGAAAUUCCAGACACGGUAAUGGGCCUCACUUUAUUAGCAGCAGGGACAAGCAUACCAGACACCAUUGCAAGUGUGUUAGUUGCAAGAAAAGGUAAAGGCGAUAUGGCAAUGGCUAACAUCGUGGGAUCCAACGUGUUUGAUAUGUUAUGCCUAGGUGUCCCAUGGUUUAUUAACACCGCGUUUGUAAAUGCAUCAGCUCCUGUCGAAGUGAACAGCAGAGGACUCACUUACAUAACCAUCUCUCUGAACAUUUCAAUCAUCUUUCUUUUUUUAGCAGUUCACUUCAAUGGCUGGAAACUAGACAGAAAGCUGGGAGUAGUCUGCCUAUUAUUAUACUUGGGGCUGGCUACAUUAUCAGUUUUGUAUGAACUUGGAAUUAUUGGAAAUAAGAAAAUAAGGGGCUGCGGAGGUUGA
Messenger RNA from Loxodonta africana (African savanna elephant), 2211 nucleotides. It is a transcript of the gene SLC24A5, whose product is annotated as solute carrier family 24 member 5. Lineage: Eukaryota; Metazoa; Chordata; Mammalia; Proboscidea; Elephantidae. The record is from RefSeq and is a predicted model, not a curated record. Gene Ontology annotation, cellular component: trans-Golgi network; membrane. The coding region runs from base 1 to 2211 and encodes 736 amino acids. Gene Ontology annotation, molecular function: calcium, potassium:sodium antiporter activity; calcium channel activity. Gene Ontology annotation, biological process: intracellular calcium ion homeostasis; melanocyte differentiation; calcium ion transmembrane transport. The transcript has 10 exons.